UAUACCGGACAUUGGUAUCACGGAUGAGGAAUACAUGGCAGACUGUGAAACACUAGCGGCUCGCAUCCCUGAAAUUGACACUUACCAUGAACUGGAACAAGACGAGACCAACAAGCUCCAUCUCAAGCAUGCACUUUAUCGCAUCAAAGCUUGCCUGCUGUUGAAAGGAAAGCCACUUGACGAGCUGGAUGAUGUUGAAUUGGAACACAAGUACCCUCCAGAGUUCAUCGUGGAGAACAAUUACUUUUUUCACUACGUCCGAGAUGGCUUAUUUGGUUGGUAUUUUGAUACUGACCUCUGUUACAAAAAGUACUUGACCGACUACCAGCGGCUAGUCCUUUUCAAUGAUGGUGGCGAUGAGUAUACAAGCUGGAGGAGAUACGUAGAAUAUUAUAGCACCCCUGAAGCUGAUAGAGACUAUCUCCAGUACUGGGAAACAAUUGUGAAGGAACUUAAAUGGUUUGAACAUCAUGUGCUGAUAAAGGAGUCUUCUUAUGAGUGGGCGGAAAUACGUUCAAAGGCUAUGCUCCAAGCACUUAGGAUCGCUGUUGGGUUUCCCAAUAUGACUAUGGAACUAGCAGCUAUUGGUUUCCAUGAGUAUAUAUGGAAGACGCGCAUAAAUCUCAUGUUUGUGAAAGAUCUUGAUGGUAUCUUUUUUGAGAUUUGGAAGCGGACCCAUGAGGAUCAUCAGCUGCGUUUCAGAGAUGCUCUGGAUCAAGUUUAUCGUGAGAAUUUGUUUUCAGCACAUGACCGCAGUAUGAAGUAUGAGCUAACUUAUGGCGAUUCCCAAAUGGAGCGAAAAUUUCGUAAGUGCACGGAAGGCAUUAGUCACAGUGUUCCAAAGUAUAAAGCUCGUGAGCUGAUUGCACAUGCAAUUCGUUGGACGCGUCGGUCGUCAGGAACGUAUGAGCAAUAUGCCAGGAAGAAGCUGAGGAUUGCAGAACUGUUGGGAUUGAUUUCCAAGGACAAGAUAGCGGCUGCGUAGUUUUGUUUGUUGCUUGGGCGAGUUUGGUUUGCUGGGAAAGUCGUUUCCCGGCUCCGGGAAUACAAAAAUCGUG
This is a messenger RNA of Lolium rigidum, 1058 nucleotides long. RefSeq lists its product as uncharacterized. The transcript has 10 exons. Lineage: Eukaryota; Viridiplantae; Streptophyta; Magnoliopsida; Poales; Poaceae. The coding region runs from base 35 to 985 and encodes 316 amino acids. The record is from RefSeq and is a predicted model, not a curated record.